Messenger RNA from Debaryomyces fabryi, 1083 nucleotides. RefSeq names its product mitogen-activated serine/threonine-protein kinase (gene CEK1). The transcript has a single exon. The record is from RefSeq and is a predicted model, not a curated record. Gene Ontology annotation, biological process: intracellular signal transduction; protein phosphorylation. NCBI's taxonomy places the organism in Eukaryota, Fungi, Ascomycota, Pichiomycetes, Serinales, Debaryomycetaceae. Gene Ontology annotation, molecular function: MAP kinase activity; ATP binding. Bases 1 to 1083 code for a protein of 360 amino acids. Gene Ontology annotation, cellular component: cytoplasm; nucleus.
AUGAACAAUGAACAACCACCACCACAACAGGCUCAGACCAGACAAAUUUCGUUCAAUGUAUCAGACCAUUACCAGAUUCUUGAAGUGGUAGGUGAAGGGGCAUAUGGGAUCGUUUGUUCGGCUAUCCACAAGCCUACGAAUCAGAAGGUUGCUAUUAAGAAGAUCGAGCCUUUUGAGCGUUCGAUGUUGUGUCUUAGGACUCUCAGGGAGUUAAAGUUGCUUAAACAUUUCAAUCACGAGAAUAUAAUUUCCAUUCUUGCCAUACAGCGACCAAUCAACUUUAACUUAUUCAACGAAAUAUACUUGAUUCAGGAACUUAUGGAGACAGACUUGCACCGGGUGAUCAAGACACAGAAGCUAAGUGAUGAUCAUAUUCAAUACUUUAUUUAUCAGACGUUGCGGGCAUUAAAGACCAUGCACCUGGCCAAUGUGUUGCAUCGGGACUUGAAGCCAUCAAACUUGUUGUUGAACUCUAAUUGUGACUUAAAAAUCUGUGAUUUUGGGUUGGCUCGGUCUAUUGCCUCCAGUGAGGAUAACUUUGGGUUUAUGACUGAGUAUGUGGCCACAAGGUGGUAUAGAGCACCAGAAAUCAUGUUGACGUUCCAGGAAUAUACUACCGCCAUCGACGUGUGGUCCGUUGGAUGUAUUUUGGCCGAGAUGUUGGUGGGAAGACCAUUAUUUCCAGGAAGAGAUUACCAUAACCAGCUUUGGCUUAUUAUAGAGGUGUUAGGAACGCCUAACAUGGAAGAUUACUACAAUAUCAAGCUGAAGCGUGCCCGGGAAUAUAUUCGUUCCUUACCAUUCGUGAAGAAAGUUCCAUUUGCUAAUUUGUUCAACAGUGAUGCCAUCAACCCAUUGGCUAUUGACUUGUUGGAAAACUUGUUGGUAUUCAACCCCGCCAAGAGAAUAACAGUGGACAAUGCAUUGAACCACCCAUAUCUCAAAAUAUACCACGACCCCAAUGAUGAGCCCAUCUCAGAAAAAAUACCCGAAGAUUUCUUUGAUUUCGAUAAACGUAAAGAUGAGUUAUCGAUUGAAGAUUUGAAGAAACUUCUCUAUGAUGAAAUUAUGAAACCGUUGUGA